AUCAGGUUUCUUUAAUUUUUCUUCUCCUUUAUUUUCACUUUUUUUUUCCUCCUUCCUUCAUUUCACCUACUCCCUUUUUUGUGGUUUUGAUUCUUUGAUGGUAAAGGGGUUUUAUGGUGAACUUAGGAAUCUGAACUUUUGGGCAUAGCUUGCUGUUAUAUGUUGAUUUGGGGAUUUUCUUGGAUCCUCUAGUUUUGUUGAAAUGGAUAUCAAGGUCUGAUUUUUGUUUUCGCUUUUGUGCAAUAUGAUGGAGUUUGAUCUUUCAUUGGUGUAAAUUUGGGGCUUUUUUUGUGUGUUGGAAGAGGAAAAACCAAUUUUGGGUUUUGUCUAAAUUUUGCUAAAGGGAGAGGCUUUGCUCAAAUUUUGAGAUUUUUGUGUGGAUUUUUCAUCUUAUUUUACCUUAUGGGUGUUUCUUGGAAGAAUUGAUUGUUUAGUUGUUUGGUGGACAGUUUUGGGUGUUGAAUUUGAUUGGUCAAAAAUGGAAGAAGACAGAAUAGAAAGUGGGAUCAAGAUUAAUACAGAAGAGUCUCAGUGUUUUGAGAUGGAAGUGGAAUCUUGUGAGACUGGAAUACCUGGUUUGAGCAAUGAGAAUGGUGAAGGAAGCCAUGGAAAUGUGGUAUUUUCGAGAGAAUCUCCGCUUGUAAGUAAAGACUUUAGAUCAUCUGCUAUAGUUGGGGGAGGAGGAGGGUGUAAUUGUGGAGUUAAUAAACUUAAAGCCAGAUUGUCUAGUUCAGACUGUGAGGUUGGGAAAAAUGAGAAAUCGGGGCAUGAGAAGAAGCUUAAUAGACAAGAGAGGAUCGAGUUAGGGCGAUUGUUUCAGGGUGCUGUGAGUUGCCAUGACUGGGAGCUCGCCGAGAGUUUGAUUCUACUGGCGGAUCCCCUGACUCUGAAUGAUGCAUUGUGCAUUGCUUUAGAUUCGAUAUGGUUUUUAAGUACACAAGAAGAGUUAUAUGGGAUAACAGGGUUGAUUAAGAAGAUCAUUUCUAAUGGUGCCUUUGAUUUCACUCGGGCAGCCCUAAGGACUUCAUUUCUUGCUUCUUGUGUUUCUGCUUGCCAGAGUCGAACUAUGAGCCUCGCGGAUACCGUGACUGUAAUGGCACAAAGGUUGCAUGAACGACUUCAAGAGUGCAAUGGGGAUGAAGUUUUGAAGGCAGAAGCUGGUGCUAAGGUUCAGAAGUUCACUGAAUGGGCUCUUAAAUGUAUUGGUUUCCAUUCCCGCUGCCAAGGGAACAGGGAUAAAGUUGGGCAUAAUGCUGCUGUUGAAAUACAACUACAGUUGUCGGCUUUCAAGACUUUCCUUGAUCUUGCUGGGAACCACCUUACAGGAAAGGAUUUCACGGAAGCAUUUGAUGCAGCUUGCUUCCCGCUUACGCUCUUCUCUAGUUCGUUUGAUCCGGGCUGGGCAUCGGGUAUUUCAGCUACGGCAAUCCAAGGACUGCUUGGCAUGUUGGUGGAGGGCGGUGCGGACAAUGUCAACCAAUGCUUUCUUGAAGCAUCUCGUUUUGGGAGCACUGAGCUUGUCCGCAUUCUUCUCCAGAUUGCUCAAAGGAAUAGCUUGGACGUUGAUGUCGACUUGGCUCUGGGAUUUGCCUCCCAUUAUGGUAAAAUUGGAACUAUGGAAUGUCUAGUGGAAGAAGGGAAUGCGAUGGCUUUCUUGGGACCUUUGAUGAGAGCUGCUGAAAGGGGCUGCAUUCAGGUAGUUGACUGGUUUGUUAAAAGAGGUUGCAGAGACAUGGAACUAUGUCUCGCCCUCACAGCUGCUACCUCCAGUAGUCAGGUUGAAGUUGCCGAAUAUCUCCUUCCUCACGUUCCUCAGCAUGUUCUUGCUGCCCUAAGUAUCGAGAUUCUUAAGGCUGCUGGUGAAAGAAGUGGCGGAUCUCUCGAUGGUGUAGCAUUUCUCCUAAGUUCAGAUUUCCUUGGUGAUCCAGCUGCAACUUAUGCGGUCGCCGACAGCAUCGCUAAGUCGGAUGACGAGGCUGUCGCUCCUGAGCUCAGGUCUUUCCUUCGGGAGCAUUGGUCGGAAGCUGCUUUCUCAGACGGGCUUAGGCAAGGACAAGAACACUACUUGAAUAUCGUGCGUAUUUUGAAAUGGGGGGAAUCUCCCGUGUGUUUGGCGGAUCUUCCCGGGCCCUUGAGAGUAGCAAUAGCAUACCUGCCGCUGUAUAGGGAAUGUGUCAAGGCAGGGGGUUGCUUGUUAUCACAAAGGCUUAGGGGGCAGCUCGUGGAAGCAGCGAAAAGGCUUGACGGCGUCGUGUUGGAAGAGGUAAACCAGGGAAGAGAAUUAUUGGCUGUUUUGGAGCAUCAUAUUCCCCCAUUUUUGGUAAAUGCAUCCAAUGGUGCUUAGGAUGAUAGCAUCUUUUAGAUUUUGAAAAAAUUUCACCUCUCUUCACUCUCCCUUCACAAAGUACAAUAACACAAUAGUUGGUGGGGUUGAAGGUGAGCAAAAUGUCCUCAAGGUUGGUCAAUUAUCUGAAUGAACCAGUUGUUGGCUUAGAUACAUAAAUCUGCAGGGAGUUUGUACAAUGCAUAUUCUGAUGUGUAUGUUGAGUAAACUACAUUCAGAAGGCUGGUAACGCGAAUGGGCAUACACGUUGGCUAUUUUCGUGGCGCUUCUCCUUCUUUAUCCGGUGUUUACACUAAACCAAUAAAUACAUGACAUGUCUUUUCAAUAUCUACCUUUAUCACUAAUUAUGAUGAAUUAACAUAUAUUAUCACUUCAAUUUACCACUUAAUCAUGGUAAAGUAAUGUGCUUUGGUGUAAACACUGGGUAUCAGUUAGUUUUUUCCUUUUAUUUAAUCUGCUGCAGCUUAUCUGUU
This is a messenger RNA of Nicotiana tabacum (common tobacco), 2817 nucleotides long. NCBI's taxonomy places the organism in Eukaryota, Viridiplantae, Streptophyta, Magnoliopsida, Solanales, Solanaceae. The record is from RefSeq and is a predicted model, not a curated record.